GUGUUACAGAAUUUGAUAGUAUAAUGUAUCUCGUUUUUAAACACAACAAAGUGUUGUCAUAAUUUUGAAUAUCUGUUCUAAUAACAGAUUGAUCUAACACAUGUUUUCUUUCCUCACAUCUUCUCAUAUUGUCAAUAGCUGCCUUAAUUUAAAGUAAAUAUUUUAAUUAUGUAUAUUCCCUACCUCAAUUGCCGGAACCAGAUCCAUGACCUCCUGAAUGGCGUCCUUGUGUACGCCCACCUCGUGUACCUUGACCUCUUGUUCCUCGACCUCGUGAACGGUUAUUUCCUAUUGGCACAGCUGUAUGUAAAUAUUUUAAUUAAUUCAUAAAAUAAUUUUAAAUUCGCUCUCUUAAUAUUUAACGACAUAGUAAAGUUAUAUAUCAAGAUAUCUAUUUUUGGGGAACAUUUUACAUUGGUUCAGGGGGAUGAGCGCAAUAGAGGAUUUAAAAAAACGUAAGGCCAAAAAUCAGUACAAAACAGUGGAUAAUAUGAAUUUGGACUUAAAUUGAAAUUGGCCGCUGACAGGCAUUUAAAAGUCAAUUAAUUACCCUCAUUAAAAUGAAUGUGAAUCUUCAGCAUAUCUUGUAUAAUUUCCGUUUUCUCGUUUUCGAUUUCUUCAAGAAGGGUGUUUAGUUUAUGUGUUUCUUCAUUUAUUUGUUGUAACAUGGCCG
Molecule: messenger RNA, 673 nt
Organism: Meloidogyne enterolobii
Lineage: Eukaryota; Metazoa; Nematoda; Chromadorea; Rhabditida; Meloidogynidae
Source: the annotation of a GenBank genome assembly